AUGCUGUAUUGUCCGUACUGCCGCGGCCUGCCUGGACUGAAGCCCUGUCAUAACUACUGUCAGAACGUGAUGAGGGGCUGUUUGGCCAACCAGGCAGACCUCGACACGGAGUGGAACCUCUUCAUUGAUCAGUGCGAAUCCCGCAGGAGAGGGACAAAGGCAGACGACGUAAUGCUUAGGCUCCACGUCCGCUCCGGUCCCAGCGCUCUGAAUGAGACGUCUGGCAGCUUUAUGACAAGUGUUAAAAAGUUAGCGUCUUGUUCAGUGGUGAAGAGGCAAAUCUAUGGGCGCAGAGGGAGCUGGUGUGACAGUAACAGGACAGGGUGUUUUUUGAGGAAGAAUGACGACUUUGGUUGGACAUAA
Molecule: messenger RNA, 363 nt
Organism: Knipowitschia caucasica
Lineage: Eukaryota; Metazoa; Chordata; Actinopteri; Gobiiformes; Gobiidae
Source: the annotation of a GenBank genome assembly